ACAUACAGGUAUGGCGGCGAGUCCCGAGAUCAGGUUGGACAGCAUUGUUUAGGGCUUUUAGUUUUACCUUUUCCUCCUUUUUUUGCGGUUCCUGUUUCAAUGCAUAUCCGUUUUCCUGUAAAACACGGACAGUGUUUGUGAUCAGGGAUGAACUGGUCAGGACUGGAGUCCCUUCUUAGCGGGGUCAAUAAAUAUUCGACAGUUUUUGGUCGAGUGUGGCUGUCCGUGGUGUUUGUGUUCCGUGUACUGGUGUUUGUGGUGGCGGCUCAGCGCGUUUGGGGCGACGAGAACUUCGUGUGCAACACCAGGCAGCCCGGCUGCACCACCGUCUGCUACGACAGCACGUUCCCCAUCUCUCACAUCCGUCUGUGGGCCUUACAGAUCAUCUUUGUCACAUGUCCGUCGCUCUUGGUCGUAGCCCACGUCAAAUACAGAGAGGAAAAAGACCAGAAUUACAUUGCUGUUCACCAGGGCAACCACUUAUACGCCAACCCUGGAAAAAAACGCGGGGGUCUUUGGUGGACCUACCUGCUUAGCUUGAUCUUUAAAGCUGUGUUUGAUGCUGCCUUUCUCUAUAUUCUUCAUCACAUCUAUAAAGGCUUUGACCUCCCCCGCAUCACCAAGUGCUCGCUGGACCCUUGUCCCAAUACGGUGGAUUGUUUCAUCUCACGCCCUACAGAGAAGAAAAUCUUCACCCUCUUCAUGGUGGCGGCCUCUGUUCUCUGCAUCUUCAUGUGUAUCUGCGAAAUGACUUAUCUCAUUGGAAAGCGUAUACUAAAAUACUGUAUGAUGUCACAGUCACCACCGCAACUAUCUAAAAGACCGGAUCCCACUCUCUCCAGCAGCCAAAACUUGGGUUCACAAAAAUUAAAGGACACUAAAAUAGUCAAGACUGCUCUUUAAUGACAGCGGUAUGUUGAAAAACCUUUACAACCUCAUUGAGAUAGAUAGAUAGAUAGAUA
This is a messenger RNA of Rhinichthys klamathensis goyatoka, 962 nucleotides long. It is a transcript of the gene gjb9a, whose product is annotated as gap junction protein beta 9a. The record is from RefSeq and is a predicted model, not a curated record. The transcript is spliced from 2 exons. NCBI's taxonomy places the organism in Eukaryota, Metazoa, Chordata, Actinopteri, Cypriniformes, Leuciscidae. Gene Ontology annotation, biological process: cell communication. The coding region runs from base 148 to 903 and encodes 251 amino acids. Gene Ontology annotation, cellular component: connexin complex.